AUGGUAUGUUGUGGUGAUCCUUUCACCGUAGUCCAUGAGAUUUCCAAUGAAGGGCCUCUUGUUAAUUCGCGGUGGUGGUGCAUCCACCUUUGGGAGGCCCCGCCUGGAGGGGCUGAGUGCGCGGGCUCCAGGGGGGUGCGGGGCGGGGGCCCAGCCGCCAGGCUGCCUUCCUUCCCCGGGAUGCGGCCCAGGAGUCCUGGGAUGCAGGCCGGCCCGUGUCUGCGAACGUGCAAGACACCUUGGUCAGCGCUCCCGUCCCUGGCACGCCCUGGAGGCCGUCGCCGCGACCCGCGCUCGGGCGGGCACCACCUGGCGGGCGUGGCCCGGCCCGGCCGGAGGAGGGCGCAGCGCUGGCGCCACGGGCGGGGACAGGUGCCCGGGCGGGGCGCGGCGGGGCGGGGCGCGGUGGCGGGGCGGGCCGACCCGAGGCCCCAAGCAGCGGCGCCGCCCGGGCCUCAGAGGCCGCAGAGCGCGGCGCCCCGCCCGGCCCACCGCGCCAUGGCCUCGCGCGCCCGGCGGCGCCGCCCGCUGCCCGCGCUGCUCGCGCUCUGCGCCCUGCUCGGCCCGCUGCAGGUGACUUUUCAGAUCACCCCUCCGUGUAGCAGUGAGAGGCAUUAUGAGCAUUUUGGACGAUGCUGUCACAAAUGUGAACCAGGAAAGUAUAUGUCUUCCAAAUGCACUACUACCUCUGAAAGUGUAUGUCUGCCUUGUGGCCCGGAUGAAUACUUGGAUACCUGGAAUGAAGAAGAUAAAUGCUUGCUACAUAAAGUUUGCGAUACAGGCAAGGCCCUGGUGGCCGUGGAGCCCGGCAACCGGACGGCCCCGCGGCGCUGCGCCUGCACGGCCGGCUACCACUGGAGCGACGACUGUGACUGCUGCCGCCGCAACGCCGAGUGCGCGCCCGGCUUCGGCGCCCAGCACCCGGUGCAGCUCAACAAGGACACGGUGUGUCAGCCCUGCCUCGUAGGCUACUUCUCCGAUGCCUUCUCUUCCGUAGAAAAAUGCAAACCCUGGACCAACUGUACCAUUCUUGGAAAGACGGAAGCACAUCACGGGACUGAUAAAUCAGAUGUGGUUUGUAGUUCUUCUCUGCCAUCUAUGAAACCACCAAAUGAACCCCAGAUUUACUUGCCCAGUUUAAUUAUUCUGCUUCUCUUCAUAUCUGUGGCAUUAGUUGCUGCUGUCAUCUUUGGUGUUUACUAUAGGAAAAAAGGGAAAGCACUGACAGCUAAUUUGUGGCACUGGGUCAAUGAGGCUUGCGGCCGCCUAAGUGGAAAUAAGGAGUCCUCAGGCAGCAAUUUUAGCAGCCCUCAGAUGGAAGCCUCUAGUCAGCGUGAAAUUUGUGAAGGUGUCUUACUGCUGACUCUGGAAGAGAAGAUGUUUUCUGAAGAUAUGUGCUGUCCAGACGAUGGUGGUGUCUGUGGGGGUGCGUGUGCAGGCGGUGGUCCCUGCGCACGGGGAGAAGACGCCAGGAUGCUCACCUUGGUCAGCGAGAUUGAGGUGGACCCCUUCAGGCUGAUUCCUAUGGAAGACGAAUACGUGGACAGGCCCUCCCAGACCCCAGAUUCUUUACUGUUCCUCACUCAGCCUGGAAGCAAAUCCACACCCCCUUUCACUGAGCCCCUGGAGGUGGGGGAGAAUGACAGUUUAAGCCAGUGCUUCACUGGGACAGAGAACAUGGUGGAUUCCGAAAGCUGCAACUUGGCCGAGCCCCUGUGCAGGACUGAUUGGAGUCCCAUGUCCUCCGAAAAGUACUUGCAAAAAGAAGUGGAGGGUGGCAGUUGCCCUCAUUGGGCAGCCAGCUCCAACUCUGCAGAUGGCUGCACAGGCUGCGGGAACCCUCCUGGGGAGGACCGGGAACCUCACAUGGGUUCCCCGAAAAGUGGACCUUUGCCCCAGUGCGCCUGUGGCAUGGGCCUCCCACCUGAAGAAGCAGCUGAUGGGGCAGAGGCAGGAGGCCACCCCGUGGAUGGGGCUGAUGCAAGGCUUCCCAGCUCCGUGAGGGGAGGCCCUGGGUCUGGAAGCCCCUGCAGUGACCAGCCACCUGCAUCUGGCAAUGUGACUGGAAACAGUAACUCCACGUUUAUUUCCAGCGGGCAGGUGAUGAAUUUCAAGGGCGACAUCAUCGUGGUCUACGUCAGUCAGAACUCCCAGGAGGGCCCGGCGGGGCCGGGCGGCGGCGCUGGGGAGCCGGUGGGCCGCCCGGUGCAGGAGGAGAGCCCGGCGCGCUGCGACUCGUUCGCGGGCCUCGGGCCGCGCUUCCCGGACACGUGCGCCGGCGCCCCCGGGCCCGACAAGGCCUCGCGGCCGGUGCAGGAGCAGGGCGAGGCCGAGGCCCGCGCGCCCGGGGCUUGGCGCUGAGCGGCCGGGAACCCACUGCGGGCCACGGCGCCCCACGGAGCCGCGAUGCCGCCGGGCGGCGCCGACCUCCAGCCCACGCAGCCCGCCCCCUGCGCCGGCACGACCGGGACCGCGUCCCUACCCG
This is a messenger RNA of Diceros bicornis minor, 2485 nucleotides long. RefSeq names its product TNF receptor superfamily member 11a (gene TNFRSF11A). Gene Ontology annotation, biological process: mammary gland alveolus development; response to interleukin-1; multinuclear osteoclast differentiation. The transcript has 11 exons. The coding region runs from base 1 to 2361 and encodes 786 amino acids. Gene Ontology annotation, cellular component: external side of plasma membrane. The record is from RefSeq and is a predicted model, not a curated record. Gene Ontology annotation, molecular function: cytokine binding; tumor necrosis factor receptor activity. NCBI's taxonomy places the organism in Eukaryota, Metazoa, Chordata, Mammalia, Perissodactyla, Rhinocerotidae.